Loxodonta africana (African savanna elephant) is the source of this 2333-nucleotide messenger RNA. Its product is annotated as zinc finger protein 883-like. Gene Ontology annotation, biological process: regulation of transcription by RNA polymerase II. Lineage: Eukaryota; Metazoa; Chordata; Mammalia; Proboscidea; Elephantidae. The record is from RefSeq and is a predicted model, not a curated record. Gene Ontology annotation, molecular function: DNA-binding transcription factor activity, RNA polymerase II-specific; RNA polymerase II cis-regulatory region sequence-specific DNA binding.
GUUUACUGCGGAAGCGGAUUGCGCGGGGCCAAAGUCACGGAUUGACUUCUCAAGACUGAUCUUGUCUGAAAAUGAAGCCGGGAGGAAGAAGAAAAAAAGAGGCAUCCAGAACGGCACAUUCCCAGGAACUGUUGACAUUCAGGGAUGUGGCCAUAGAAUUUUCUCAGGAGGAGUGGGACUGUCUGGACCCUGCUCAGAGGGCUUUGUAUAAGGACGUGAUGUUGGAGAACUACAGGAACCUGGUCUCCCUCGGAAUCUCUUCUUCUGAGGUGAAUAUUAUCUCCAUUUUGAAGAAAGAGACAGAGCCCUGGACUGUGGAGAACAAGAUGAAAAUAGCAAAAAAUCCAGAUGUCUCUCCUACAUGUGUCAUCAUGAAAUUACCACCAAAAGAGACGAUUAAUAAAGGAGAGUUAUACAAGACAGUGAUGUUGGAAAGACAUGAAAGUUAUGGCAUCGAGAAUUUUUACUUCAAACAAAUCAGGGAAAAUAUUGAUGAGUUUGAGAGUCAGUGGACAGGUAAUAAAAGAAAUGACAAAGGAAUGACCAUGCCCCAUAACAAAAAUCUCACUUUUAGAAAAGAACCACAUAAUAGAAGAGAUGAAGGAAACAAGUAUAUGACAUGUUUUGAAAAUAAGAUUGGACUCAGCCUUCAGUCACAUCUGGCUGAACUGCAGAGAUUUCAGAGUGGAGAGAAAAUGUGUAAGUGUAAUCAAGGAGAGAAAUCUGUCAACAGUGAGCCUUCAGUUUCACCACUUCAAAGAAUUCCUCCUAGAGUCAAAACCAACAUUUGUAAUAAAUAUGGGGAGGUAUUCAUGCAUCCUUCGUUGCUUACAUUACACCAGAAAACACACAUUACAGAAAAAACUUACAACUGCAAUGAAUGUGGGGAGGAUUUUAGCCAGAUGUCAAUGUUUGCUAAUCUUGAGGGAGUUCAUUCUGUGCAGAGACUUUAUAAAGGUAAUGAGAGCACCAGAGCCUUUAAGUGUGGAUCAGACAUCACUAAUACCAGAGAGAAACCAUAUAAAUGUAAGAUAUGUGGCAAGUUCUUUUGUCAGAAUUCAAACCUUGCAAAUCAUCUGAGAAUUCAUACUGGAGAGAAACCUUACAAAUGUAAUGAGUGUGGCAAAGCCUUCAGGUGGCGCUCGGUUCUCACCAAACAUCAUAGAAUACACACUGGAGAGAAACCACACAAAUGUAUUGUGUGUGGCAAGGCUUUUAUCCAUAGAUCAAACCUCGUGGAACAUCAGCGAAUUCAUACCGGAGAGAAACCUUACAAAUGUAGUGAAUGUGGUAAGGCGUUUAUCAAUAAUUCAAGCCGUGUGGAACAUCAGAGAAUUCAUACAGGAGAGAAACCUUACAAAUGUAAUGAUUGUGGCAAAGCCUUCAAGUGCAGCUCAAAUCUCACUAGCCAUCAGAGAACCCAUAAUGGAGAGAAAUUAUUUAAAUGUAAUAUGUGUGGCAAGUUCUUUAGUAAAAAUUCAAGUCUUAUGACUCAUUAUACAAGUCAUACUGGAGAGAAAUCUCACAAAUGUAAUGAAUGUGGUAAGGCUUUUCUUCAUAAUUCCAGCCUUGUGGAACAUCAGAGAAUUCAUACUGGAGAGAAACCUUACAAAUGCAGUGAAUGUGGCAAAGCCUUUAGGUGGCGCUCAGUUCUCACCAAACAUCAUAGAAUACACACUGGUGAGAAACCACACAAAUGUAGUGUGUGCGGCAAGGCUUUUAUCCAAAGAGCAAACCUUGUGAAACAUCACCGAAUUCAUACCGGAGAGAAACCUUACAAAUGUAACGAAUGUGGUAAGGCUUUUAUCAAUAAUUCAAACCUUGCAGAACAUCAAAGAAUCCAUACUGGAGAGAAACCUUACAAAUGUAUUGAUUGUGGCAAAGCCUUUAAGUGCAGCUCAAAUCUCACUAGCCAUCAGAGAAUCCAUAAUGGAGAGAAACCAUAUAAAUGUAAUGUAUGUGGCAAGGUCUUUAAUCACAGAUCAAGCCUUACAACUCAUCAUAGAAUUAUACUAGAGAGAAACCUCACAAAUGUAAUGAAUGUGGCCAAACUUUUGUCCAAAGUGCGAGCUUUGUGGAACAUCAAAGAAUGCAUAUUGAAGAGAAACCUUACAAAUGUAAUGAAUGUGGUAAGGAAUUCACCAUGUGUUCAUACCAGUUGGUUCAUGAAGAAAUUCAUACUGGAGAGAAAACAUACAAAUGCAGUGAGUGUUGGGAAGCCUUAAAUAUGGCCAACACCUCACUAGAUAUGAGAGAAUCCAUUACAGACAGAAAUUAUAUAAAUGUUAAGUACAUGGCGGAAUCUCUGAGUAGUGCAAAUGGUUAACUGCCCA